AAGGCAUGAGGAGGCGUUACAACUACUCUUUAUUAGCUUUAUUCGUCCGUCGCCCCCACACUCCGACAUUGGUUUUCCCCUUUUCCUUCACUUUCCUCUUCAAUGGCGACGCCAUAGAACAUCCCCAACCGAAGCUCCGCCAUUUCCACUCUCCCAACACCCAUGGCCCCCACCGCCGGAUCUCUCUGCAACAAAUUCCUCGCUCUUUUACUGCUUAUUGUUCAUGUUGGUUGCUUCCUUCUCACUACCGCCGACCACCGCCGCCGCCGCCGUCCCUCGCCCCCCAAGAAAGCCACUCCGACGCCCUCCUGUCUUAAGCCCCACAAGGCUCUGACAAGUUCCUAUUCAUUUCUCAAACGAAUCUUCUCCUCAAAAACCUGCAAAAUGGCAAUCGAAACCGCUCGCCCCCCCACUCCUGCCCGGACAUCACAGGAGAUUUCUCCCCCGCUUGAGACUCCGACAGCCGGAACGCCGCAGGAUUCAGACAUCACCACGGCGGAGACUAACCAAUUUGUCCACCUCAGCAACGACAUUUUCCCUUGCACUGCUUGCGGCGAGAUUUUCCCCAAGCAUCAAUUGCUCGAACAGCACCAAUCGGCGAAACAUGCUGUGUCGGAACUCGCCGAUUCCGAUUCCGGGAAGAAUAUUGUUCGAAUCAUUUUCGAAACGGGAUGGACGAGGAAAGAAAAAAGUCCGAAAAUCGUUCGAAUCUUGAAAAUCCACAAUAGCCCAAAGAUCGUUUCCAGAUUCGAGGAGUACAGAGAGUCGGUGAAGGCGAAAGCGGCGGCCCGAAACGGCGCGGUGAAGCGUCGGGACGAGCGGUGCAUCGCCGACGGAAACGAGUUGCUGAGGUUUCACUGUGCGACGUUUUUAUGCGAUUUGGGGCAAAAUGGUAAUUCCAGCCUCUGCGGGCAGCAAUUUUGUAGCAUUUGUGGGAUAAUCAAAUCGGGAUUCUCCCACAAGUUGGACGGAAUAUCGACGUUAUCGAGUAGCUGGAGGGCACACGUGGCGAUCCCUGAGGACAUCGAAGAGGAGUUCAAGUUUCUGAACGUGAAGCGGGCGAUUCUGGUUUGUCGGGUCAUUGCAGGUCGGGUCGGGUCAGACGCCGAUGAGCCGGAAAAAGACGGCGAAGGGUUUCACUCCGUCGUCGGGAGGAGUGGUAGUGGGGCCCAGUCCACGUUGGAUGAGGAAGAGCUGUUGGUUUUCAAUCCGAGGGCUGUGCUCCCCUGCUUCGCGAUCGUAUACGAAAUCUGAUCGAUUGAUGAGUACUGUUUUUAUUUUAUUUUAUUAAUAUUGGUUGUUUUAAUGAACUUGUCGGUAUAAUUCCGUACUGUUUUACUAUGGGUCAAACUCAAUCCUUCUUUAGCCCAUGGCAUGAGAUAGAGCCACACCAAGGCAUGAUUUGUACAAGCUCUUGGCCUUCUCUUUAGUUAAAUAAUAUUCAAUACAUAUUUUGAGUGAA
Messenger RNA from Cucurbita moschata (crookneck pumpkin), 1462 nucleotides. RefSeq lists its product as uncharacterized. Bases 163 to 1254 code for a protein of 363 amino acids. Lineage: Eukaryota; Viridiplantae; Streptophyta; Magnoliopsida; Cucurbitales; Cucurbitaceae. The record is from RefSeq and is a predicted model, not a curated record. The transcript is spliced from 2 exons.